This is a messenger RNA of Iphiclides podalirius (scarce swallowtail), 387 nucleotides long. The record is from the annotation of a GenBank genome assembly. Lineage: Eukaryota; Metazoa; Arthropoda; Insecta; Lepidoptera; Papilionidae.
AUGGCCGUCUUGCGCGGUCGUCGGCAAUUAGACGGAUUCGAACCGAGGAUACUCCGCGACUGGCUGGGGGAGGUGGACGAGACGGGGGGGGUGGGGGGGUGUCACUUCGAGAACUGCGAAGAGAGCUCUCAAUUGUCACUCUUGUCAGUGGGCAUACGAGAGGACAGUAGACGCGGUGUGAUGUCAGAGAUACAUAAUGGCGGAAACAAACACCCGCCAAGACUUAUCAGCGGGCAGGACUCGUAUCUAGCGACGCGUGAAUGCAACGGGGGGGCUAAAGCGGCUAAACUUUUCGUUCGUAACAAAGAUCGCGCGGACAACGCGAACCCAGCGCGCCCGCUUUCCCAGGAUCUCUUACCGUGCCUACGAGAAACAAUAGGCCGUGAG